GGCAGAAAUUCCGUUGCCUCUCUCCUCCUCCCUCCUCGUUGUCUACUGCCGCCCUCUGGCCUGAGCUAUAACGCUCCCUUCCCUUGCCGCAAAAUCCCCCCCACAUCCUAACGAAAUGUACUCCACACUCGUUUCCCUCGCGAUCUUUUCGAGCCUUGCCCUCGCCGCUUCGGCGGAACUGACCAUCGAUACCCCUACUGAACUCGUUCAGUGCCAACCUGUCCAUGUCACUUGGAAGGAGGGUGCUGCACCGUUCGACCUCAUCGUUACCCCCACGGAAGAUCCGUGCAACCAGGUCCUUGCUGACCUUGGAGAUGACCACAAGGGCCAAUCCAUCACCUGGACCGUCGACCUCCCCGCCGGUACUCAGGCUAUGUUCUCCCUUGUGGAUGCUAAUGGCGCGGAGGCCUGGAGUGGUGCUGUGACGGUCAAGGGUAGCGACAACUCUGCCUGCUUGCCAGAGGCCCUGAAUGCCGCUGUGAACGCUUCCUCUUCGUCCGCUGCUUCUGCCAGUGGUUCUUCCUCCGUCGCGGACAUCGCGACCCCCGCCACCACUUUGGUUGUACCCCCCGGGUCCAUAAGUCGUGUCGCUUCUUCUGCUGCUCCCACUAGCACUUCCGACGCUGCUGUCCCCGUCGGAGCAGCCAACGCUGGUCUCGACCCCCUCGGCUCCGGAGCUGCUGCUUUCCACAAGUUCAGUGCUCCCGCUUUGGCCUUUAGUGCCAUCGUUGCAGUCGUCGUUUCCUUCGCCCUCUGAGAAACCCUACUCACUUCCUAACCUGCGGUCAUGUCACCGCGUAUACCCUUUCGACAUCUUACACAAUACAUUCUAUCCCUUGUACUCAUCUGGGCGGCACCGGUUGUUAUUGAUAAGUUAAGUUUUUGUACUCCCUGGUUGGAUGUCUUGUACAUAGGCAUCGUACCGUUGUUUCUUGGAAGCGCGGCUGCAGGAUAUCGGCCGUUGUUCUUGGCGAUUGCAAUGGUCGGUGCGUAGCGAGCCGGUCUUGAUGUAGUUAGAUGAUUCAAAGCCUUGAAGGAUGUAUCCUAGUACUAAUAGGCUACGGUUCAAUCACAUUUCUGAAUUUCGGUUUACCCUUCCAUGUGCACAUAACGUGUUCAACACGACCCGCAAGACGCGUUAUAUAUCCGACUGUCAGGCUGCAUGCAAUGUUCAAUAAGUUAUUCAACUCAGA
Molecule: messenger RNA, 1193 nt
Organism: Somion occarium
Lineage: Eukaryota; Fungi; Basidiomycota; Agaricomycetes; Polyporales; Cerrenaceae
Source: the annotation of a GenBank genome assembly